This is a messenger RNA of Zychaea mexicana, 1331 nucleotides long. RefSeq names its product mitochondrial carrier domain-containing protein. Lineage: Eukaryota; Fungi; Mucoromycota; Mucoromycetes; Mucorales; Lichtheimiaceae. Gene Ontology annotation, biological process: iron import into the mitochondrion. The transcript is spliced from 3 exons. Gene Ontology annotation, cellular component: mitochondrial membrane. Gene Ontology annotation, molecular function: ferrous iron transmembrane transporter activity. Bases 77 to 964 code for a protein of 295 amino acids. The record is from RefSeq and is a predicted model, not a curated record.
CACACACACACACACACACACACCACCCGUGGCUUGUUCUUUGUGCUCUUUUCCUUUCUCUACUCUUUAUUUUCGAAUGGACAUUGGCGAGGAUCAAUAUGAAUCCCUUGGGUCCAAUGCGAGCAUGGCACAAAACGCCAUUGCCGGCGCGUUUGCCGGUAUCGGCGAACAUUGUUUAAUGUAUCCCAUUGACGCAUACAAGACACGCGUCCAAGUACUACACAAAGCAACAGCAGUGACACUACGAAAUACGUGGCGAGGCGUUUAUUCUGUUGUUAUGGGAGCAGGACCAGCCCAUGCUUUACAUUUCGCGACGUUCGAAUACUGUCGAGCACGAUUUGCCACUUCGACGCACGAUCUCGUUGCUUCGGGUGCGGCCGGAGCAUGUGCAACGUUUGCACACGAUGCAUUAAUGACGCCGUUCGAUGUGGUCAAACAACGAAUGCAAUUGGCGUCGUACCGAAGUGUCCGUGAAUGCGCGCGCAAAAUCUAUGCGGCCGAAGGCUGGGCAGCCUUUUACAUUUCACUUCCGACCACCUUAUCCAUGUCUGUCCCCUUUCAAUCCCUCCAGUUUGCCAUGUACGACUACGCAAGUAGUCUGCUCAAUCCUAGCAACACCUAUGAUCCCAAAUCUCACAUGAUGGCUGGCGCGCUCGCUGGCGCUGUCGCGUCCUCCAUCACGACCCCACUCGAUGUUAUAAAAACGCUACUGCAGACGCGCGGUAAUGCAACAGAUCCACGGAUACGGCAUUGCUCUGGCUUUUGGGAAGGAGCUAAGCUCAUUGCUGAACGUCAUGGUGCAACCGGUUUCUUUCGUGGAUUCAAGCCGCGUGUGUUGACUCACAUGCCGAGUACAGCAAUCAGCUGGAGUGUGUACGAAUAUUUCAAAUGGUUUCUCUCGACGUAUCAACCAGCAGCAACCGCAACGACAGCAACAACCACAGCGGUUUCUUCAUCAACAUAAUUAAUAGCCACCGUCACCGUCACCGUCAUCUCUCUACCACUCUCACGUACUUCACCAGGCUCUCUAUUCUUUUGUCCGGACACACGCUCAACACACGCUACAUAUUAUAUACAGUUACUACACGCACAACGAUAGCACCCGCAAUUCACAUAAAUAUAGACGUCUUUUUCUAUUCCAUGCAAUGAUCCUCUAUAGCACCUCAAUAUCUAUGUAUGCCUCCCUCUCUUCGUCUUACUUUUUAUUCCUACUCUUCCUCACUUGUACACUACUAUUCACGCACAUAUCUUGCACCACAGAAAAAAAGAUAAACCAUAGCAAACUAACGUAUUCAUGCAAAAAGCGUUUGUUGAUCAAAAAUAAAUUCAGA